GGUACAGGCCCAUUCUAAAACUGAUAAAGCCCUGAAUCCUGAUAAUGAAAGAAGACAAAUGAGUAGUUGGAGAGUUUAAGUCACCAUUAGUUGGGCGCGUGAUCAAGUACUUGGCCAAAACAUACAAUUGUUAGUACUUCAGUUUCCAACUCCCAGAACACAAUUUACUCGUGUGUGUCUGAUAUUCCAAGUUUAGCUGCUAAGUUGUAAGAAAAUGGGAAGAACAGUGAUGGAAGUUGGAUCUGAUGGUGUUGCAGUUAUUACUCUCAUCAAUCCUCCCGUUAAUUCUCUGUCUGUAGAUGUGUUAGAGAGCUUGCAUGAAACCUAUAGACAGGCAUUACAACGGGAUGAUGUGAAGGCAAUUGUUGUCACUGGCGCAAAUGGCAGAUUUUCUGGUGGAUUUGAUAUUACGGCCUUUAGAAAAUUCCAAGCUGGAAACUCACCAGCUCCGAAGCUUGGUUAUGUAUCAGUUGAAAUUCUUGCUGACACUUUAGAAGAUGCAAAAAAACCAGCAGUUGCUGCUAUUGAUGGCCUUGCCCUGGGUGGAGGUCUGGAGGUUGCAAUGUCCUGCCAUGCGCGCAUCUCUACCUCUAACGCACAAUUAGGCUUACCUGAGCUGCAGCUUGGUGUGAUUCCGGGAUUUGGAGGGACACAACGCCUUCCACGUCUUGUUGGCCUUGCAAAGUCUCUUGAAAUGAUACUGACAUCAAAGCCAGUUAAAGGGGAGGAAGCUCUUGACUUGGGCCUUGUUGAUGCCAUAGCUCCACCAGAAGAACUAUUAAGCACAGCUCGUCGUUGGGCCCUUGAUAUAUUAGAGCGUAGAAGACCAUGGAUUAAUAGUCUCUACAGAAAUGACAAGUUAGAGCCACUUGGUGAAGCAAGGGAAAUACUAAAUUUUGCCAGAACUCAAGCGCGUAAGCAAGCUCCAAAUCUCAAGCAUCCGCUAGUUCUAAUUGACGUCAUUGAGGAGGGUAUAGUUUCCGGUCCACGUGCAGGCCUCUGGAAGGAAGCUGAAGCUUUCGAAGGUCUCCUGCCUUCAGACACUAGCAGAAGUUUGGUCCACAUAUUCUUUGCCCAACGCGGUACUACAAAGGUUCCAGGAGUGACUGAUAGGGGUUUGGUUCCAAGACCUAUUAAUAAAGUUGCUAUUCUUGGGGGAGGAUUGAUGGGAUCUGGUAUAGCAACAGCACUUGUUCUUAAUAAUUAUCCUGUCAUCCUGAAAGAAGUGAAUGAGAAAUUCUUACAGGCUGGAAUUGAUAGAGUCAAAGCCAAUUUGCUAAGUCGUGUCAAGAAAGGAAGAAUGACACAACAGAAGUUUGAGAAAACUUUCUCUCUCUUGAAGGGUGUGCUUGAUUAUGAUAGCUUUAAGGAUGUCGAUUUGGUGAUAGAGGCCGUGAUAGAGAAUGUGUCCUUAAAGCAACAAAUAUUUGCAGACCUUGAGAAGUAUUGUCCUCCGCAUUGCAUUCUUGCAAGCAACACCUCAACCAUCGACUUGAACUUGAUUGGUAAGAGGACCAAGUCCCAUGAUCGGAUUAUUGGAGCACACUUUUUUAGUCCUGCUCACGUCAUGCCACUUCUGGAAAUCAUCCGUACUGACAAGACAUCUUCUCAAGUGAUUGUUGAUCUGCUGGAUGUCGGGAAAAAGAUAAAAAAGACCCCAGUCGUGGUUGGAAAUUGUACUGGUUUUGCUGUAAAUAGGAUGUUCUUUCCAUACACCCAAGCUGCUCUUUUACUUGUUGAUCGAGGAGCAGAUAUCUAUCAGAUUGAUAGGGCGAUUACUAAGUUCGGAAUGCCAAUGGGUCCAUUUAGGCUGUGCGACCUUGUUGGGUUUGGUGUUGGUGUCGCAACUGGCAAGCAAUUUAUAGACAAUUUUCCAGAGAGAACCUACAUGUCAAUUCUACUUCCUCUCAUGAUGGAAGAUAAAAGAGCUGGUGAAAGCACUCGCAGAGGGUUCUAUGUCUACAAUGAUAGGCGCAAGGCAAGCCCAGACCCAGAAGUGAAAAAAUACAUUGAGAAGGCGCGGAGCAUGUCUGGUAUCACCAUAGACCCCAAGUUGACUAAGCUGUCAGACGAGGAAAUAGUGGAGAUGGUAUUUUUCCCUGUUGUAAAUGAGACGUGCAGAGUAUACUCUGAAGGUAUUGCAGUCAAAGCAGCAGAUCUAGACAUUGCUGGAGUCAUGGGCAUGGGCUUUCCACCCUACAGGGGAGGUAUCAUGUUCUGGGCAGAUUCUAUUGGAUCCAAAUACAUUUGUUCGAAACUGGAGGAGUGGUCUAAUUUAUACGGAGAAUUCUUCAAACCUUGUGCAUACUUGGCUGAAAGGGCAGCCAAGGGAGCUCCUCUGAGUACGCCACUGGAGCAAGCGAUGUCUCGCCUUUAAGUCCGGCUGCAUGCAUUAUUCACUUGCCAUUGUAUGAACCCUCAUACUGUGUUGAAGUUUUUCUUCUCUUUUGUUGAUACAAAUGAAAUGGCUUCAUUAGAGCUAAGAAAAGUGGUAGGUGGGAUAUAUAUAGGUAAAACACAGACGACAAUAAAAAAAAAAAAAAAAAAGAGUUCUAAUAAAAUGUAACAUGUUAGGUACAUGUAUGAUGCACCAUCCCUCUCAUGUUUGAAUGGUCAAUUUACAACUCGCAAGUCGCAAUAGAAUGUGUUGAAUAUCA
Messenger RNA from Daucus carota subsp. sativus, 2657 nucleotides. RefSeq names its product glyoxysomal fatty acid beta-oxidation multifunctional protein MFP-a. Gene Ontology annotation, cellular component: peroxisome. NCBI's taxonomy places the organism in Eukaryota, Viridiplantae, Streptophyta, Magnoliopsida, Apiales, Apiaceae. Gene Ontology annotation, molecular function: NAD+ binding; (3S)-3-hydroxyacyl-CoA dehydrogenase (NAD+) activity. Gene Ontology annotation, biological process: fatty acid beta-oxidation. The record is from RefSeq and is a predicted model, not a curated record. The transcript is spliced from 18 exons. The coding region runs from base 215 to 2377 and encodes 720 amino acids.